UCAUUAAUGGCAGUGGGAUUCACCAAUGGCACCAGUGCUCCCCUCGCAUGUUAAGAGACGAUUUCCUAUAGGCUCCGCCCUGCCAGUCUGUAUUUCUCUCAUUACCUGGCAACGGCAAUGCUUCCAACAACCAAUUAGCAUCGCCACCAACCACAACCCAACAUCAAUCAGGAGACGCAUACCAUUUCAAACAGCUCCGACCUAUUUCUCGCAAUUCCUUUUUCAUCCCAAAGGCAAACUGUAUAAAAUCUCCAGUUUGUACAGAAAUGGAAGUAGUUUUGAGAAGCAGGUGCUGUUUCUGGAGCUAACUCCCACUGCGCUACCCUAAUCAAUUAUUAAGUGUGGGCAAUUGCUACGGACUGCUGCAAAGGCCCAGUGGCUUCCAACAGUAGUGUCAGAACAAAGGAGAUCAUCACAGCUGUGGAACACAAGUGGAUAUGUGGGUGAGACUUCCUCCCUUUGCUGGAAACCUGGAGCUGCCAGAGGCUCUCCCAUGAGAAGGAGGAACCCCUUGGCCAACUGGCAGGUAUCCUGAUUCUGACAGCAGAAAACACGACCUAUCGAAAUAAUGAUGACUUCUGACCCUGGGGUCACGUACUAUGAAGUGUCGGGGAUCGUCAUCAAACCCCCUGGAAUUGCAGCACUGAGCCUGAUUGGCGCUGGGGCUCUUGGUGUGUUCCUCUUUAUCGCAGUCUUCAUGUACAUGUUUUUGAAAGAACAGAGAACUGUAUCAUCGAGAGUCAACACUCCAGCGCCCCUACCGACCAUAUCAGGAGGGCGUAUACAUGAGAGGCUCCGAGAAGAGACAACGGAUAGUUUUGAUGGGGCGGAACUUGUGUCACUGUCACCAUCAGAGAUCAUGACCUUGCCAUGGAGUUGGCACGAAGGUUUGAACAACUUGGUGCGCGCGGAGACAACCCACACUAUAGUGGCAGAGUGAAGAGGAUAACCCAGCAGGAAAUAUGGAUGGACAAUCAAAUAUCAGUGCAAUACUUGGCAACUUCCUCUACAAUUUCUAGUCUAUUGGCUAUCAGACAUGUAUGGGAGUAAUUGUUGCAAUAUUGAAACAUGCUAGUUGGUGAUAGGAGAAAAGUGUUCAGUUUCUUUUCUUUAGAGAAAGACUUUGUACUAGUUACAAAAUAGAGAGAAGUGAAUUCAUGUAGCAUUAUGUUACAAACUCUUCCAAAUAUGUACAUAUCACAUAUCUCUUCAAUAUUCUAUAGAAUAUGUAAAAUCAUCCAAGUUAAUGCAUCCAUUGUAAAUAUGAAAAAUGGCAGCAUAUCGCUAAUACUGAAAGCAAAAUUUCUUAGGCAAUAUAAGGCAAAUAAUGAUAAGAAUCAAGCAAUGAUCAGUGUAUAUAAAAGAUGUAUAACAGAAGCCACAUGAUAAUGUAACACAUAUAUCCAGCAUGGUAUCAUUUCACUAUGCAUGAUGUAGAGAUUAAUUUGAAGUGCUAGAAGUCUAGUUUGCCGAGGUGGUAAGUUAUGUACACAACUUUCUGUUCUUCUCACACCUAUUAUGCAAGUAAAUUUAUACUGUUCCAUGCUUUACUUUUCACAUCAAACCUUGUGAAAUGUCCUGUGUAUUUAUUUCAUUAGUCCAUCUUCCCACCAUGACAUCUGGUGCACCGUAAGAGAAACAUAUC
This is a messenger RNA of Branchiostoma floridae (Florida lancelet), 1645 nucleotides long. RefSeq lists its product as uncharacterized. Lineage: Eukaryota; Metazoa; Chordata; Leptocardii; Amphioxiformes; Branchiostomatidae. The coding region runs from base 569 to 940 and encodes 123 amino acids. The record is from RefSeq and is a predicted model, not a curated record. The transcript has 4 exons.